This is a messenger RNA of Ordospora colligata OC4, 1044 nucleotides long. RefSeq lists its product as uncharacterized. Gene Ontology annotation, molecular function: protein binding. Bases 1 to 1044 code for a protein of 347 amino acids. NCBI's taxonomy places the organism in Eukaryota, Fungi, Microsporidia, Ordosporidae. The record is from RefSeq and is a predicted model, not a curated record. The transcript has a single exon.
AUGAAUCUGUCGAGAGUGUUAGUCCAAAGGCUUAUUGGAAGUCAAAGUGCGAUCUUUAGAGCGAUAUAUAUGGAGAAGAGAAUGAGUAAGGCACAACUGAAGGAUGUUUGUAUAUCUUCUGUAGUUGCUGUCGUUAUGAAUGAAGAAGUGCCUGUUGAUAUUGGAGGUCUUGUUAUUGCUGGGUUGAGCAAGAUUUUGUCAAGAAAGUUAAAGUAUUUAUCAGAAGAGUGUGGAGGAAUGGUACAUGUGAUGUGUGAAGGAUCUGCAGAGAAGGUGAAAAAAAUAGGCCAGGGAGUGGUUAAGGAAAUAACUCUGGGAAUGGAAGGACUGUAUAUUGACGACGAUAUGAUUGAUCCUGAGGAGUUUAUUGUUCUUGAGGAGCCUGAGGAGGAUAUGGGAAUAAGCAUUGAUGAUAUGAGUUUUGGAGCAAAUAUGAGUGGAAUUUCACUUGCUGAGCAGAUUAGAGAUGACUAUGACGAUGGAUCUAUGGGAAGGAGUGCAACUGAGGUGACUCAGAUUCCGAUUGAAGAGUACAGGGAGAAGAGAAGAAGGAUAGUCGAUGAUGGCGAGACUGAGUAUGAUGCACAAAUGUUCAGAGAGAAUCUGCGUGAUACAAGAGAUAUUGUAUGUAUGAAGAGAAUUGAUUUUAUGGAUGUGAUGCGAUCAAGGCUGUUUGUUGCACCUGAGAUUCUGUGUAGGAUCAGAGAUGAAAGCAUGAUGCGUAGAGAGAGUGUUGAGGGAGUGCGUGAUGAGAUGUUAAUGGAUUCAUAUAUGGACAUUAGCUUUAGAAAUGAAAUAGAAACUGAUAAUGAGCAUAAUGAAGUUGAUAGUGAAAACGAUAGUGAAAAUGAAGAGAAUGGAACGAAGAUGUAUUUUGAGAUUGGAGAGCUGGGAAAGAGUUUCAGUUUUAACAGUGCGGUUGGAAACAAGAGUAGAUAUGAAAGAAGCAAAUCUUUUUUUUGUCUUUUGAGUUUACUUGGGCAGGGUAAAGUGAUUGCUAACCAGACAGUGCCGUAUGACGUGAUUAAAUGUGAAUUGUGUUAA